GAUAUUAUUUAAUUAUUUUUCUAUGUCUCUUUUGAAGAUGAAGGAGUAUCCAGGGUACAUGGGCCUUUUAAAUGAGAAAAUACGUAAUAGAGUUUCUUUCCUUUCCCGUGCCCUUGAUCUUUUACAGCUUGAGGAGCGUUUUGUUCAUUUGAACUGCACAGAUGGUUCUUGGCGUCGGCCUUUGAAUAUUGAUUUCUUGAAAACUCAUCUUUCUGAGUUUAUUGAUCACACUCAACUUCAUCCACACGCUGAUCAAGAUUCUUUUGUUAAACUCUGUUCUGAAGCCCAGCGUUAUAAUUUUAAAACUGUUUGUGUAAAUGGAUCAAGAGUUGCUUUUUGUCGCGCCUUACUCUUGCGAAGCGAUGCUAAUAGAGUCAAGGUCUGCGGUACCUGUGGAUUCCCUCUCGGUCAAAUGACGACCGCCAUGAAGGCUGCUGAAGCCACUGAAGAGAUUAAGAAUGGCGCAGAAGAAAUAGACAUGGUUCUUAAUGUAGGUGAACUCAAGGAUAGAAAUUACGGGUAUGUUUACAGGGAAAUUUCACUGAUACGGACAAUAUGUGAGGAAAGGGGGGUCAUUUUAAAGGUGAUUCUAGAGACGUGCUUGCUGACGGAUGAGGAAAUCAUUGAUGCGUGUGUUCUAUCGGUGGCUGCUGGCGCGCAUUUUGUGAAGACAUCAACAGGUUUUAGCACACAUGGUGCAACUCCAAAGGCCUUGGAUAUUAUGUUGGCUGUGGUGGGAAACGAGGCGCUAGUAAAAGCGAGUGGCGGUGUGCGUGAUCGGCACUCUGCAUUGGAGUAUCUUGAAGCAGGCGUACGUCGUAUCGGAACUAGUUCAGGUGUUGAUAUUGUCAAUGAAAAUCAGUCCAUUGAAAGAUUAAAAGGAGAUUCGUAUUAAGGAUUGAUAUUCAUAAAUUUUCAUUGGAGAUAUUAAUAGCGCAAUAUUUGUUUAUUCGCAUCUUUUAGAUAUUAACACUAUAUUGGGAUAUAGGUUUUAAAAAAUACUCCUUCCUUGCUACCUUUUCCAUGAACUUUUAAA
This is a messenger RNA of Phytomonas sp. EM1, 1036 nucleotides long. The record is from the annotation of a GenBank genome assembly. NCBI's taxonomy places the organism in Eukaryota, Euglenozoa, Kinetoplastea, Trypanosomatida, Trypanosomatidae.